AGAUAACUUCACAAUUAAGCUCGAUGAAGAUACAAGAAAUGGGCAAAUUCGAUAUAACUUUGAACAGCUGGAUGGAAAGGUUUGUUAGAAUUAAAAACAUGCAGCUAAUGAGCCUACCAUGCAUUAUUGAUGUACUAAAAACAAAUUCUUCAAGUCUUUUUUACAAGUCUGGUGCUAUAUCACAAAUUUUUAUAUGUUCACGUGAUAAUCAGAAUAUUAAGAAAAAUAAGGUUGGUACAAAAUCCAUGGAAGACCACAACAAGGAAUAUAUUUACAAUCACGGGAUAUGUCCACCAUUUAAAAACGUGAGACGUAGAAGAUUCAGAAAAACGUGGACAUCAAAAGUAUAUUUAAAAUAUAAAUUAAGUAUGUUUAUAUCCCUGAAGUUGAAAAUGAAGUCAAAAGACUACUCCGAGCUGACUGUACCUCCAAAGAAGUCGUGUGGGAGAUUGUGAAGGACUCGGAUGAGACAUUCAGUGCAACCAAAGAAGUCAAGAUCUCAGAAAACGACACAAAACUUGGUAAAAUAAGUUAAAAAACGCAGAGGAGAAAUUAUUUGGAGAGGAAAUUAGUUCAGAUGAGGAGGUCAGCCAUCCUGUGGUAGAAGUAGAGGAAGUCCCGCUUGACGGUGAGAUGUGGGGUUAUUUGAAGUGAAAAACACCGUCAGACAAAUGAAGGAGGAGGUGAAAGAACUUUUGGCGGAGAUUGACGAGCUCAAAAAAGCGUCUUCGG
Molecule: messenger RNA, 732 nt
Organism: Octopus sinensis (East Asian common octopus)
Lineage: Eukaryota; Metazoa; Mollusca; Cephalopoda; Octopoda; Octopodidae
Product: transcription initiation factor TFIID subunit 7-like
Exons: 3
Coding region: 24-455 (143 amino acids)
Biological process (GO): RNA polymerase II preinitiation complex assembly; transcription initiation at RNA polymerase II promoter
Cellular component (GO): transcription factor TFIID complex
Molecular function (GO): RNA polymerase II general transcription initiation factor activity
Source: RefSeq, a predicted model, not a curated record